Messenger RNA from Choloepus didactylus (southern two-toed sloth), 1560 nucleotides. RefSeq names its product calcineurin like EF-hand protein 2 (gene CHP2). Gene Ontology annotation, molecular function: calcium ion binding. Bases 147 to 734 code for a protein of 195 amino acids. NCBI's taxonomy places the organism in Eukaryota, Metazoa, Chordata, Mammalia, Pilosa, Megalonychidae. The record is from RefSeq and is a predicted model, not a curated record. The transcript is spliced from 7 exons.
GGAACGCCAGGGUUCACAAGCCUGGCUGCCCGCCAAACCCGUGGCCUUCGGCCCCGAGGCCACUGGGUCGGCCGCGCCUUCUCGGCGGGAGGAGAGAACACCUGGGUCCGGCCCGCUGCCCUGGUCUUCCCGGCUCCAACUCGGCCAUGGGCUCCCGGAGCUCCCACGCCGCGAUCAUUCCCGACGUGGACAGCAUUCGGCGAGAGACCGGCUUCUCGCAAGCCAGUCUGCUCCGCCUCCACCACCGAUUCCGGGCACUGGACAGGAACAAGAAGGGUUACUUGAGCCGCAUGGAUCUCCAGCAGAUCGGAGCCUUGGCUGUGAACCCCCUGGGAGACCGCAUCAUAGACAGCUUCUUCCCUGAUGGGAGUCAGCGUUUGGAUUUCCCAGGUUUUGUCAGAGUCUUGGCUCAUUUUCGACCUGUAGAUGAGGACGCAGGAAACCGGGAUCCCAAGGCACCUGAACCCCUCAACAGCAGAAUGAAUAAACUUCGCUUUGCAUUUCAGCUCUAUGACCAGGAUCGAGAUGGAAAGAUCUCUAGGCAUGAGAUGCUACAGGUUCUCCGGCUGAUGGUUGGCGUCCAGGUGACAGAGGAGCAGUUGGAGAGCAUCGCUGACCGCACAGUGCAGGAGGCUGAUGAAGAUGGGGAUGGGGCUGUGUCCUUCCUGGAGUUUACCAAGUCCUUAGAGAAGAUGAAUAUCGAGCAAAAAAUGAGCAUCCGGAUCCUGAAGUGACUCCCUUUGUGCCUUUGGCUAGAUGCUGAGGACCAGCAUGUGCUUGUCAUUCAUUCUCAGCCCCCAUGGAGGCAGGACCCCAAUAAAUUGUAUUCUUACUUCUAGAUCAAGCUCUAUUUAAGGCCAAGGAGAGAAAGCUGGAAGGGUGUGUAUUAAAGUCUAGCUCAUUUGAUCUAGAUCUCUGAAUCAGCCAGCAGUUGUUUGGUUGCAAGUGACUGAAAACCCCCCUCUAAGUGACUUAAAUCAAAAAGGGAUUUUAGAGGCUCAUGUGAUUAAAAAGUCUGGAAGUAUUCGUCCUCAGGUGCAGCUGGAUCCAAGGGUUCAAAUGAUGUCAUCAUGACUCAGUUAUUCUCCAUCCCUCAAUUCAGCUUUCUUCAGUGUUGGAUUCAUUCUUGGUGGUCCUCUUACUCAUGGUGGAAGAUGGUCACCAGCAGCCCCAGGCUUCCAUCCUAUUAGCCCAGCAACCAGUGGGAAGAGAUUUUCUUUUCCAGUGAUUCCAAGUAAAGACUUAAGUUUGAGUGUCAUUGGCCUGAUUGGGAUCCCGUCCUUACUUCCAGGGGAAUAGAGUGCUCUAAUUGGUCAGGCCUGUGCCAUGUAUCCAUUCCUAGACCCAGGAAAUAAGUUCUAGUUGCUUAAAAGAAAAUGAAGUGCUAUCAUCAUCAUCAGAAGGAUGCUGGUAAGGCAAAACGCAAGAGGUCCAUUUCUGUUAAGUUGAACAAAUGUAGGGACCCUUGAAGUCUGGCCUCUUUAAAUGGAUUUUCUUUGAUCCAUGGGUGCUUGCUGUUGUGCUGGGGGUGGGGAGAAGAGGUGAUGUAAAGAUAAUAAA